GAGAGGAGAGGGAGAGAGAGAGCAGAGAGAGAGAGCUUCAUCGCAGAAACCCCCUAAAGUGCUUUAUCCGAGGAGGACAACUACUACCUUCUUCCCUUUGUUUUGGCCAACCUCUCCACCUACUCCCUUUUCUCUCAAUCCAUCUCUUCCCCCAAUUCAGUCUUUUUUCUCACUUUCAUUAUUCAGUCCCUCCCUUCUCUCCAAGGCUCUCUGUUUCCGUUUCUCCUCCCCCGUCUUCUAUCUUUCCGUCUCCUGCCGUCCGGUCUGUCGCGUGUCCCAUAUAGACCUUGCUCUUUAUGGCUGAGUGAAGUGACCAGCCAGGGACUCUGGUGGAGUGAGUGACCGGCCAGGGACUGUGGAGGACUUUACGUGGGAGUAAAGAUGGCGGUGAACUUUUCGGAGGUUUGGGGUCGGGUAAAGAAUGUGUGUGCGCAGAACGGGCUCCUCAUCCUGUCUGUGUUGGCCGUUGUCAUUGGCUGCAUGAUGGGGUUCCACCUGCGGGGAAAGCAGCUCUCAGACCAGGAGGUGAAAUAUUUCCAGUUUCCUGGAGAGCUCCUGAUGAGGAUGUUAAAGAUGCUCAUUCUUCCCCUCGUCGUCUCCAGUUUGAUGUCGGGGCUGGCAGCCCUGGACGCCAAGUGUUCCAGCCGCCUGGGCAUCAUGACCGUCUCCUACUACCUGUGGACCACCUUCGUGGCGGUGGUGGUGGGCAUCCUCAUGGUUACCAUCAUCCACCCAGGUGGCGCCGCCCAGAAGGAGGACAACGAGGACAGCGGCAAGCCAAUCAUGAGCUCCGCUGAUGCCCUGCUUGAUCUGAUUCGCAACAUGUUUCCAGCCAACUUGGUCCAGGCAACUUUCCAACAGUACCGCACCAGGAGUAUCCCCAUCAUGAAGACCCCUCCGCCCACGGUGACAGCUCCCCUGAUGGAGAGCACCACCCGGAGGGUCUAUAUCUACGGUGUCCAGGACGACAACGGAACAGACGUCCAGAACUUCUCCCUGGACCUGACGCCCCCGCCAGACGUCCAGAUGCGCACGCUGCCCGGGACCAGCGACGGCAUGAACGUCCUGGGGAUCGUCAUCUUCUCCGCCACAAUGGGUAUCAUGCUGGGUAGAAUGGGGCCUAAUGGCAGCGCCCUGGUCAACUUCUGUCAGAGUUUAAACGAGGCUGUGCUGAAGAUUGUCGCCAUAGUGAUCUGGUACUUCCCGUUCGGCAUCGUGUUCCUGGUGGCCGGUAAGAUCCUAGAGAUGGAUGACCCGUCAGCCAUGGGGAAGAAGCUGGGUUUCUAUGCCAUCACCGUGGUGAUGGGCCUGAUCCUCCAUGGUCUCUUCAUCCUCCCGGCCAUGUACUUCUUCAUCACCAAGAAGAGCCCCAUCGUCUACAUCAGGGGCAUCCUGCAGGCCCUGCUCAUCUCCUUGGCAACCUCCUCCAGCUCGGCCACGCUGCCCAUCACUUUCAAGUGCCUCCUGGAGAACAACCACAUCGACCGACGCAUCAUCCGUUUCGUGCUCCCUGUGGGCGCCACCAUCAACAUGGACGGGACAGCGCUCUACGAGGCCGUGGCAGCCAUCUUCAUCGCCCAGGUCAACAACUACGAGCUAGACUUCGGCCAGAUCAUAACCAUCAGUAUCACAGCUACGGCUGCCAGUAUUGGUGCAGCUGGAAUCCCGCAGGCCGGAUUGGUCACCAUGGUGAUCGUGUUAACCUCGGUGGGCCUGCCCACUGAUGACAUCACUCUCAUCAUUGCUGUAGAUUGGGCAUUGGACCGUUUCAGGACCAUGGUCAACGUGAUGGGAGAUGCCCUGGCCACGGGGAUCAUGGCUCACAUCUGUAGAAAAGACUUCGUCAAGGAAGGAGAGCAGGUGCCUCUGAUCUGUGAGACCAAGCCCAUGAUCAGCAUCCAGCAGAUGAUGACGUACCAGAAGAACGGUGGGUACCAGCACCCUCCCUGCGGACCAGAGGGCCCGGACGUGGCACGUCUGAUGCAGCUAGAGGAGGGGUUACGGCCGGAGCAGAGGAAAAGGAACCCCCACGCUCCCCAACACAAGAGGGAGCACAAGGACAAGGACCACUGCUCCAUCGACAUGAAUGGCCUGGAGACUAACGUAUAGAGGGAGCCAGUCAUCAGCACCACAGCAACCGGCUGCGUCCCGAUUCUCCACAUUUCUCUAGAAGUGUGCACAUGCAUACUCUCCGUCACGGAUCUAACAGUGGUGGAUCUAACAACUCCCUCCAGCCAAUGGUUACACCAGUUCAAUGUUUUUAACACCAUGACAAGGAGUGGGAAAGUGCAUACUUUGGAAAAAGGUGGACAAUCAGAAUGCAGCCAAGAUUAUAGCUACAGGCGAGAGGAGGGGACUGACUGACCAACUGCAACAGAUGCAGGAUGAGGAUACAAAAAGAAAAUAUGAUUUUCUACAUGAUUUAUAUUACGACCCAGUAUGAUUGUGCAUGUGUGUGUAUGUACUUAUCAGAGUUGUUACACGCCAGCAGAAUGAUUUUAGAGAAACAUUCUAUAUGAUGAGGAGGCAUUCUAUAUGAUGAGGAGACAUUCUAUAUGAUGAGGACACAUUCUAUAUGAUGAGGAGGCAUUCUAUAUGAUGAGGAGACAUUCUAUAUGAUGAGGAGACAUUCUGUAUGAGGAGGAGACAUUCUAUAUGAUGAGGAUACAUUCUAUAUGAUGAGGAGACAUUCUAUAUGAUGAGGAGACAUUCUAUAUGAGGAGCAGGCAUUCUAUAUGAUGAGGAGGCAUUCUAUAUGAUGAGGAGACAUUCUAUAUGAGGAGCAGGCAUUCUAUAUGAUGAGGAGACAUUCUAUAUGAGGAGCAGGCAUUCUAUAUGAUGAGAAGACAUUCUAUAUGAUGAGGAGACAUUCUAUAUGAUGAGGAGACAUUCUAUAUGAUGAGGAGACAUUCUAUAUGAGGAGCAGGCAUUCUAUAUGAUGAGGAGACAUUCUAUAUGAGGAGCAGGCAUUCUAUAUGAUGAGAAGACAUUCUAUAUGAUGAGGAGACAUUCUAUAUGAUGAGAAGGCAUUAUAUAUGAUGAGGAGGCAUUCUAUAUGAGGAGCAGGCAUUCUAUAUGAGGAGCAGUCAUUCUAUAUAAAUAGGAUACAUUCUAUAUGAC
Molecule: messenger RNA, 3120 nt
Organism: Oncorhynchus keta (chum salmon)
Lineage: Eukaryota; Metazoa; Chordata; Actinopteri; Salmoniformes; Salmonidae
Gene: slc1a7a
Product: solute carrier family 1 member 7a
Exons: 11
Coding region: 382-2109 (575 amino acids)
Biological process (GO): L-glutamate transmembrane transport
Cellular component (GO): plasma membrane
Molecular function (GO): neutral L-amino acid transmembrane transporter activity; glutamate:sodium symporter activity; L-glutamate transmembrane transporter activity
Source: RefSeq, a predicted model, not a curated record